This is a messenger RNA of Aureobasidium vineae, 210 nucleotides long. Lineage: Eukaryota; Fungi; Ascomycota; Dothideomycetes; Dothideales; Saccotheciaceae. The record is from the annotation of a GenBank genome assembly.
AUGACAGACGUGUGCAUCGUCUGCUUGGGCGACCUGCGCCUCCGCCCCGAGGAUGUCGGUGCCGAGACAGAUGUCAAGCCCAUCAAGACCGAGACCGAGAUUACUGCGCCGCUUCCUGUGCUCCCUUCUGAACAAAGGUAUCCAGAUCCUGUCCACACCGAGCAUUUUGAUCCCCCGGAGCCUUCUUCGUCGGUACCGUCGAUUCCUUGA